AGCCUCUGUUUACAGAGGUGUUGAGUUAGGGCGCGGCUCGGGUUAUUCACCCCCGCCCGGGAGAGACUGUGCCGGGCUCUCAUCCACUCUCCCUCACCGGCUCCGGCGGGAUGAAGCUCUCGCUGCUCUGUGUUCUCGCUUCUCUCUGCACGCAUGGCUUGGCCGCGCCCGGCAACGAGACUAACGUGGCUCCGGGUGGCAAGGCGACGCAGUCCAGCAACGGGCGUUCGGCCGGUCGGGCCGUGGACGGGAAGACCGGGGACAAGGACUCGUGCGCGGUCACCGACUCUGACACGGACCCCUGGUGGAGCCUGGAUCUGCUGGAGAAACAUCAGGUCUGGUCGGUCAGAAUCACCAACACGGACGGAGAUCCCCGCGCGGACAUCGAUGGCGCAGAAAUCCGCAUCGGCGAUUCCUUCCACAACCACGGCAACGACAACCCCAGGUGCGCCACCGUCACCUCCAUCGGCCUGAACGAGGUGGAGAGCUUCGACUGCGGCGGCAUGCAAGGCCGCUUCAUCAACGUGGUGCGGCGAGGGAGGAGGAAGCGCCUCACUCUGUGCGAGGUGGAGGUGUUCGCUCAGCCGCUGUUCCUGAUUCGAGCUUGCUGAGUCCCUUACUCCAGUUCCCCCCACCCACCCCCGCCAGC
This is a messenger RNA of Amblyraja radiata (thorny skate), 649 nucleotides long. RefSeq names its product pentraxin fusion protein-like. The transcript has 3 exons. The record is from RefSeq and is a predicted model, not a curated record. Bases 111 to 611 code for a protein of 166 amino acids. NCBI's taxonomy places the organism in Eukaryota, Metazoa, Chordata, Chondrichthyes, Rajiformes, Rajidae.